AUCUAACGAUCGCUUUACGGAAACGCCCGAAUGUGUUAUUACUUGUGUAGUGAGGGAUGGUGGUGGUUUGUUCGGCGUCUUGAUUCCCGAAUCUCGAAUCAACUGUUUACACAAUUUCAUCCCUGAUAGUGAAUAUAAAAAUGUGAUUUCCCCGGGAGUAAUAAUAUUUCACGAACGAUUUCAGCCCGAACCCCGACUGAUACGACUCUUUGGCACUUUUGAGGGUGGACCUUUCGCAUCGAGCUGUACCCUCACUAUCUAGUCCUUACUCACAAGUUGCUAUUAAUACGCUAUGCACGCUGGUACAACUUUCGUGUAAUCUUUGCAAAACGCACUGCCGCCGGUUGAAAAAUUACCUAAACCCACAAGCCGGGUGCUGAUACUUAAUACGCGUAAAUUGGUUUUAAUAAUAAUCUACUUUCGUACUACGACGACGAUUAAAUUUUUAAAGAUCGAGACGAAAAUAUUUUACCCGUUCGUGCAAAGUGAUACGCGUGAUGACCCGCAAGCGAAACCAAGGUGGCGUAUCUAUUCGUGAAUAUUAAUAUGUAUACGAGAAAAGUUUCGUGAAAUGUAUUUUUGUCCCGUGAACAUACAGCAUCACUAGUUUACGUGUAAUAAUUAUAUAAUUCUCGAUGAAAAUAUCAUGCCUAAAUUCAAAUGACAAAUAUCAAUCGUAUAAUCUAUUUCAGACUGGAUAGUAAUGAAAUGGAUUUUAUUUACGGUAUAAAACAAUGUGUUGUGAAUCAAUUUACUACGAUAUUUCAUAAGCCGGUAGUCGUAUGUUCGUUGGAUUAUUUAAAGUAAAGAUAUACAUCGGUUCAACGAAAUUUAGAAUAAUUUUAAUUAACGAAAAACAAGCUCAUACGCAAAUGCACAUGAUCUACAUAUCUCUCGGUUUAGUUUUCUUUCUCCACCACUUGGAAAAAAUUUUGUAAACGUAAUACGCGCGCGUAAUACAAUAUCAUCGAAGUAUGCAUUGUCAAUUUUAAUACCACAAAUAUACACACCUGAUGCAAAACACACAAUAAAGUCUUGACGCGAUAAUGAAUUCGGGUCGCGUAAUUAUUUUCUAUUAUAAAUUUACCGUCAUGGAUGCCUAAAAUUAAAUCCUGCGUAUACUGUGAAUUUUUGCAAAUAAAAAUCAGGAAACGACAAAUUUUUUUAUAUAUAUAAAACAAAAAAAAAAAAGAAAACUCGAAAAUGAUUCGGCACGGGAUGAAGAUGGGAAAUUUGGAAUGAUGAUUCGAAAACAGUAAUUCCGCCGGUAAACAACAAGUAGGCAGUACCAAAUCUGUUGAUACCGUGGUGCUUGUGCUCGAGCUUGUGCAAGUGCAGGUGGAUGGAUGUUCGGGACCUGCAGAAAGCAUAUCAAAGUUUGGAAUGGCAGUUGGAGUAUUGCUGGUGACAGUAGUCAACCUAAUUAUCGGUGGUUAUUUGCUCACAAUUAUCGGCCAUGCGAACGCUACUGGUAAUUGGGAUACGGACGACGAUCCAGUUUCAACGUUAGAAGUAACAGCGGUGCUUGGUCGAACCGCGGAAUUACCUUGUGACAUUGAACCAUCCACUCGAGAAGAUCGUGUGUACAUGGUGCUGUGGUUUCGUGACUCCUCAGUAAAGCCCAUUUACAGGUACGAUGUUCGAGGUAGGGGUUUUAGUACGGCGCUUUAUUGGUCGGAUGGCAAUGCUUUCGGGCCGCGAGCACGCUUCGUCACAUUCUCGAAGCCAGCCAAACUCUUGCUCGAAGCCGUUCAGCUGGACGACGAAGGGAUAUACAGAUGUAGGGUGGAUUUCAGAAAUUCACCGACUAGAAAUUUUCAAGUUAAUCUAACGGUAAUAGUGCCGCCUCAUCAGCUCCUGAUUUACGAUGGAUCUGGCGUCAAGGUGGAUCACAUCGUUGGACCUUUUCAAGUAGGCCUUGAAUUUGGUCUAUCCUGUGAGGUUCGCGGAGGAAAACCGGCACCGAACAUCACGUGGUACGUCAAUGGGGUUGAAGGUGGCGGUCAGUUGGAGGAAACCGGCCUAAAUAUUAUCGUUAGCAAGUUAACGGUGCCUAAAUUGCGGAGAGAGCAUCUGAACACAACGUACAAGUGCAGAGCCUCUAAUACCGAGCUGAUACCGCCGCUGGAAACGACUGUCCUCUUGGACGUUUAUUUGAAACCGUUAUCGGUGAAGAUAGUAUCCAAGCCCGAUGUUUUGGAGGCGGAAAGCGAGUACUCCCUAACUUGUGAAGUUGUUGGCUCGCAUCCUCGUGCUCAGAUCGCUUGGUUCGACGGAACCGUGGGGUUCCGAAAAGGAAAGUUCCGAGAGAUCGGUAAUGCCACCGUCGUUCUGAACACUGUGACGUUCACACCUUCUCCCGAGGAUGAUGGGAAAACGCUCAAAUGUCGUGGAGAGAAUCCAGUCUUGCCGGGUGCUUUCUUGGAAGACACGUUUCAGCUGAAUGUCGUAUUCGCGCCUAGAGUGUUUCUACAACUUGGAAGUACGCUGAAUGCGGAGAAUAUAAAAGAAGGCGAUGACGUCUAUUUUGAAUGUCAAGUUCGGGCGAAUCCUGAGCUGAGCAAAAUUACAUGGCAGCACAACGGAUUAAUGCUGCUCCAAAAUUUCUCAGCCGGAGUUAUAAUGAGUACGAAAAGUCUGGUUCUUCAGAGCAUUGGCAGGGAUAAUGCCGGAAACUAUACCUGCGUUGCGACUAACGAACGUGGAGAAACGACUAGUCCCAGUGUGUUACUCAGAAUCCAAUUUGCCCCGGUUUGCAAAGCGAAAGAGGUCACUAUCAUUGGUGCGUCUCUUGAAGAAUCCGUGAAAGUACGUUGCCAGGUAAUUGCGGACCCCGCCGAGAUUGAUUUCACCUGGGAGUUUAAUAAUAGUGGGGAAAAUUUGGACGUUGCUCCCGUGACGUUUGACGGAGAUAACGGAACUACGAGCGAGUUGAUGUACACUCCGAUAUCCGAACGUGAUUACGGGGCUCUAACUUGCUGGGGUAAAAAUGCAAUUGGCAAACAGGAAUCGCCAUGCGUUUAUCAAGUUAUACCAGCCGUAAAACCCGGACCCUUGAAUAAUUGCACGGUCAAAGCGUCGCUGAACAGAAGUUCUGAAAUACUCGAGGUCGACUGUGUACCGGGAUACGACGGAGGUUUACGCCAGGAAUUCAGACUGGAAGCAUACGAAGUCCUCUCCGAUCAUCUGCGUGUGAACAUAUCAAGCGUGACCCCGGAUGUUCCUAUAUUCAGGAUAAACGUCGCAGAUCUUCUUCCCGCCACUCAGUUUUACCUUGUCAUGUACGCAGUGAAUGCGAAAGGACGAAGCGAAAUCUGUCUUCUCGACGACAUUACGCUUCGGGAUUCCGAAAAGCACGCAGACAGCGGCAUUAACGUCAUUGCGCUUAUUUUGCUGUUGACUGGAUGUUUAAUGGCCCUCGGAAUUGCAACACUUUCUGUAAUAUUAAUGAUGUACCGACGGCGUGGGGCCACAUCCCCGGUCCACAUCGAGCCGUACAUGAAACAGCCUAUAAUCACACCUCCGGAUUCCAAGAAUAAUUCCAUGUUUGAUAUCACAAACGGCGACACGUAUUUCGUCGAGUACACGCUCAAGCAGGUCACCGACUACGCUCUCAACAUUCAACCAGAUAUUAUACAAUCUCCGCAAGAAGCGUGUAAGCGAAUACUUGUCAAGGAGCAGGCUUUGAGUACAGGAAACUUGAAGCUGAAUCAUCGGAACCACGCGGUAGUAUCAGCCGCAGGGAAACGAGAGCCCGGCAUUUCCGUAAACAAGUGGUUCAUUGGAGACGUGAGAAUGCACGGAAAGACACAAAUAUGUAGUUAAAUGUGAAACAGAUCGCAACCGCGGGGAUACAAAGAACUUUCGUUCGAUUGUUAAACUCAAUCACUAAAAACACUUGAUAGCUGGUUGUAACAAUACGGUGUCACAAAUGAACUGGUAAUAUUGGCAUGAAGUUAUAUCGUCGAUUUUGUGGUAAAAAAAUUGAUAUAUCAAGCAAUGUAUAAAAUACCUAAUUGGCUCUCCCAUGUGAUUAAGCUUUCGUGUGAAAUUAUAUGAUAGAAACGCAAGUGAAAAGAUUAAUUACAUCGAUGGUGUCAUAACUGCUUUUGUCGGUACAUGGACGUCAUUUGUAUACAGAAAUAAUGCCAAGUCGGAAACGAAUUGAAGAAACAAGUUAUGCGACAAAGAAUGGAAACGAUUUUGUAAACGAUACCGUCUUUCUUUUAAUUUUCUUAAUUUUGUCUGCUGUACUUGGUGUUUGAUGAAGGAAAAAGAAGAUUUAGAAGAAAGGAAAAAAAAGAAAAAGAAAAGCAAAAAAAAAAAAAAAAAUGGGAAA
This is a messenger RNA of Neodiprion virginianus, 4339 nucleotides long. RefSeq names its product protein turtle homolog A-like (gene side-III). The coding region runs from base 1384 to 3825 and encodes 813 amino acids. NCBI's taxonomy places the organism in Eukaryota, Metazoa, Arthropoda, Insecta, Hymenoptera, Diprionidae. The record is from RefSeq and is a predicted model, not a curated record. The transcript is spliced from 13 exons.